UAUUAUCACCGUUAGAGGGCUUCCGGUCACGUAAGUGGAAUGUUGUUUGUUUCCGAUCUUGUAAACUCGUUACAAAUUGUAGUUUUUAGUUGUAAAAGAAAAUGGAAAAUGAUGUACGCUCGCUUGUAAAAGCCAUUACUGGCUUCGAGGAAAAUUCAGAAAAUUUUCGUUUGUGUGUACAAUACGUUAAUUCGAAUUUUAAGUAUCGCCAUUUUUUGGAUGUUAAUAGUAAUCAAAUUCAGAAAACUAUAAAGGGUCUGUGCGAUAAAUUCGUUAUUUAUUGUCAAGAUAAAAAGGCUCAAACCUUUCGAUCUUUAGUAGAAACAUUUAUAAAAGAUGUGAAUUCCAGAACACCUUGUGGAAAUGAUUUAGCCUACUCCAUCUUAUCGUUGCUUUUGAAUCUUUCUGCAUCGCCGACUGACAAUGAAUUAUCCUACAUUGACGAAAACGAUAGUGCCAUAGUCAGUGCUGAUGAAGUAGACUGGGGAAAGUAUCUCCUGGAAGGUGAAUUGGAUCAUUCCUUGAUCAGUUAUCACGAAUAUUCGGAGGAAGAAGAUGAAGAGGUCGUAGAAGAUACCGAAGAUCAAAUUAUGUCUGUUGAAACGAUACCGCCGGAAAGAGAUGAUUCCGGAAUAGAUAUCACCGGAAGUACCGAUAGUAAAUCCACAAAUUCCCAGGGACCGACAACUUCCACUUCUUUUCAUCCAGAGUCAAAAGAGCGUAUAUGGCUUCAGAAUAACAUAGUAGCUCCUUAUUGGAAUAGUCACUCUGAUAUUGAUUCAUUUGGAGUACCAAGUAAAGCUAAAGUUGCAAACCUGUUGAAAGAAUGGGAAGAGUAUCUGGAAACUUUUCAGUUGACUGGUAAAAACGGUAACAUUACAUUAUCAGAACGUUUAAUUUUAAAAGAGGUAUUGUGGAUGUUGCAAGGAGUGCCAGAUCUUGCAUUAUUUGUUUGGAAAGAUGGAAGUUUUCAAGUAAAGCCUGUGCAGAUGUCCCAUGUAACAGAUUUGACACUUUAUAAUUUCUUGUCUGAUCUUUGUUCUUAUGGAAGUUUUAUAAAACAUUUGCAACAAUUCAUCAAAGUUUCUGGCAAAUUAGAUUUUCGAUCUGCUGUAUGUUCUCAGACUUACCAAGCAUUUGCAGAUAGCGUAAAUAAGAGUUUAAAAAAAUUUUUUGAAGAAAUCACAAAAUUUGAAAAGCAAUUAAUAGACCAAAAUCAAACAAUAACAUUAAUCCAAAUGACUGAUGAAUUGAAGUCAUAUUUUGAAGAAAUAAAAAUUCUUUAUACUAUUUAUAAAGAUGGAAUUAUCUCAGCACCGUCGGAUUCUCCCGCUUGGAAUAGAUCUGUAAGAUUAUUAACUAUUUUAUUUAGAUAUUUAACAUAUCAUACUACUUGGACUUCUAAUUCUAGAAUUGUUUCUUUGGUGUUGAGCAUAUUUCUAAGAACAUUUCGACCCUAUCUCAAGUUGUUAGAUGAUUUUAUAAGCAGAGGGAUUCUAAAUGAUCCAUGGCAAGAGUUUAUUGUUGAAAGAAUAGAAAUUAAUGUUUUGGAUGAAAAUUUCUGGAAAAAUGCAUUCUUUAUGCAUCCAAUACCAAGUGAUAUAUCUCAAGAUUUUAUUUUACAGCCAUUGUUAUCAAAUAUUAUUUUAGCUGGAAAAUCUAUGGAAAUUAUUAGACGUUUAGGUUGUUCAAACAAAGAAAAAUAUAUGAUAAAAAAUGUUCUUGAUAAAUCCUUGUAUGAAGAAUUUUUACUCAUGCUCCCUGAUGUAUUUAACAAGAACAAAUUGGAUAAUGACAAUACAGAGAUAAUUUCAGUUUCUAAUAAUCAAGAAAGCAAACAAAUGUCUAUAGAUAAAGAAAAUUUUGAUAAAGAUUUCUCAGAUUGGUUGACAACAAUAAUUAAUAAUAAUCCAUUACUGCAUUAUAAUUUUUCUAACAUGAUUAAAUGCACAAAUUCUCAAGUACUGGAAACAACUAUAGAAAGUUUAGAACAGAAAGCAAUACUUUCUUAUUCAAGUCAAUAUCCAAUUUCUAUUAGCAUUAAAACAGUAUUGCAUACUUGUAUUGAAAGAAAAUGUCAGAUAAUUAGUAAAAUAUUAAUUGAUAUACUUAAAGAAGAAUAUAAUUUAUUCUAUCAUAUGAAAAUAAUUAGAAAAUUUUUUCUUAUGGAACUUGGUGAUAUGCUAUUUGCUUUCUAUUCUGAAAUAUUUGAGAAAUUGUGUAAUGGAGAGGUAUGGAAAGAUAUGGCAUUUGUAAAUGCUGCACUUCAGGAUGCAUUACUGUAUCAAGAUCUUAAUACACAAAAUCAAUUAACAGUUAGUUUGGAUCUAAAUCAUUAUAAUAAUAGAAACAACAAACUUAAUGAAUUAAAUUCAUUGCAUUUUUCAUAUAAAUUAAGUUGGCCAUUAAAUGUAAUUUUAAAUUUUUCCUCUCAACAGAAAUACCAUGAAAUUUUUAAUUUUUUGAUGCAAGUAAAAUGUGCUAAAUAUGCAUUAGAUGAACUUAGAUUUGAAGAAUUGAAAAGUAAAAAAUCGUCACCAGUUUUUGAACAUGAAUCUGAAUUACCACUUUUUCAAAAAAUUCAUUCCAUGUAUCUUUUACGAAUGAGAUUGUUAUAUUUUAUAAAUAAUUUUCAUAUGUAUAUUAUGACUCAGAUUCAGCAACAUGGAGGUUCUGAGUUAAAGAAAGAACUCCAGAAAGCCAUAAAUAUUGAACAAGUGUUGAAUUCUCAUACUUGCUAUUUGGCACAAAUUUAUGAAUAUUCUCUUCUUCAUCCAAAAUUUGCUAUUUUGAAAGAUGCUAUAACAUUAAUUCUGAACUUAGCAUUAAAUUUUCAACAGUGUUGGAAGAAUGGUAUUGAUAAUGUGAAAACUGAAAAAUUAUGUAACAUAGAAAAAAAUUUUACUCAUUGUGUUCAUUUUUUGCAUUUACAUUUGAAAAAUACUUCUCAAAAUAAAGUAAUAUCACAUCUACAUGUUCUUUUAUACAGCUUGCAGUCACAUAUUUCUCUUCCUCCAAUUACAAAAUUUUAAAUUUGUCAAUGUAUACAUUAUUUAAAUUAUAUAUUGUCAACAUUUGAUAUUAAUGUUUGAAGUGUUGAAGAUUUUCAUAGCAGCUAUUAUGUUGUGAAAUUAUGUUGUUCAUAUUUUAUUUGUACAAAAUGUAUAUAUAUACAGUAUAUAUCAAUCAGUUUUCUGUUUUACUAAA
Molecule: messenger RNA, 3207 nt
Organism: Centruroides sculpturatus (bark scorpion)
Lineage: Eukaryota; Metazoa; Arthropoda; Arachnida; Scorpiones; Buthidae
Product: gamma-tubulin complex component 5-like
Exons: 1
Coding region: 102-3032 (976 amino acids)
Biological process (GO): spindle assembly; microtubule nucleation; cytoplasmic microtubule organization
Cellular component (GO): centrosome; equatorial microtubule organizing center; spindle pole
Molecular function (GO): microtubule minus-end binding; gamma-tubulin binding
Source: RefSeq, a predicted model, not a curated record